Molecule: messenger RNA, 1383 nt
Organism: Penicillium mononematosum
Lineage: Eukaryota; Fungi; Ascomycota; Eurotiomycetes; Eurotiales; Aspergillaceae
Product: RCC1 domain-containing protein
Exons: 1
Coding region: 1-1383 (460 amino acids)
Source: RefSeq, a predicted model, not a curated record
AUGAGACUCUUCGCCUUCGGCUCAAACGGAUCAGGCCAACUAGGCAUUGGCCACGAGGAAGACGUCCCCACACCAACACAAUGUCUCUUCGAACAGACAGAGACAUCACAAGGACCCCAAAUGACCACCAUUCAAAACACCAGGCUGGCAGAUGAAUCUGGAACCACCACAAUCGCAGCAGGUGGAAACCACACCCUCCUCCUAACAACCAGCGGCUCCAUCUACGCCGCCGGCUGCAAUGCAGACGGACGGUGCGGGCCGCACAGGGCAACCAAACCCCCAAAAGAGCAAGAGUCCGACAACAACAGAAACAUCCUGCGCUUUCGUCGAAUGAUCAUCUCAGACGCAGCAUCCGAUACAGAGGUAUCAAAGUUCAAACACGUCUCCGCCACGUGGGAGGGCACGAUUGCUGUAGCUUCCGUGCCACGAAGCAGCAAUAAUGUCGACCAUGGAGACACUCCCGACACGGAAGAUCGUGUCUUUGUCUUCGGAUCCUCGCCUAAAGGUGAACUGGGUCUAGGUCAAAAUACCACUGCCCCCGUCCCGGGGACAUGUAUCCCCUCCUUCCCGCCAACGGAUUUGAGAAUCACAGCGCUUGCGAGCGGAAUGGCUCAUUCGGCUGCUGUGCUUUCGAAUGGACAUGUCUAUGGCUGGGGCGCGGCGCGGAAGGGUCAGCUCGGGAGGGAGAAUCGAGAUGCUAAGAUUGCUUAUUCUCCUGUUCGAAUUCGUGUGUCUUUCUUUGCGGAGGCUGUUGCUUGCGGCAGGGAGUUUACGGUUGUCUCGGGACAGGGGCGGUUUGUUGUUCUCGGGGAUAGGGGAAUCGGUGGGGUAUUGAAUAUCCCGGAGAGUUUAUCUUUGCGCGCGGGGGAUGAUGGAGAUCUAGGUGGAUAUGGAGAUCAUUUACAGAAUGAUGGGCGAGAGGAAUGUGGAGGGUGCAGAGGUACUAUUCCUUAUGGCUGUACUGGUAUUGCGGCUAGUUGGCAUGGGGUCUAUGUACAUGCUGCGCCUGGGCUGGGACGGGUGGAACCGUCGAUAUCGAAUGAAGCGUUAAGCACCGGAUCUCGAUCAGAUGCACAGACAGACCCUGAUUCUGAUUUUGUCGGUGGCUCCAUUAUUGCCUGGGGACGCAAUGAUCGAGGCCAACUUCCACCGCCGGAUCUUCCGACUCCUGCUAAACUCGCUGUUGGCAGUGAACAUGCCCUUGCUCUUCUGCAAGAUGGCCGAGUGGCGGCGUUUGGAUGGGGCGAGCAUGGAAACUGUGGGCCUGAUACAGAUUCUCAGGGAAUGUAUCGGGUACAUAUAAUGUGGUUUCGCUCCCUGAAGCUGUGGGCGCGGAUGGAAAGGUUGUCGGGGUUGGAGCGGGGUGUGCGACUAGCUGGAUGA